Molecule: messenger RNA, 3655 nt
Organism: Eublepharis macularius
Lineage: Eukaryota; Metazoa; Chordata; Lepidosauria; Squamata; Eublepharidae
Gene: EXTL2
Product: exostosin like glycosyltransferase 2
Exons: 5
Coding region: 213-1208 (331 amino acids)
Cellular component (GO): membrane
Molecular function (GO): glycosyltransferase activity
Source: RefSeq, a predicted model, not a curated record
UGUAGCCAACUGCGGUGGGUGUUUUCGUUUGCAAUUGAUUCAACUGGUGCAGGAGCGCGGAUCGGCUCCAUUCAGUACAGGUGGACGCCGCUUACGAGAUCCUUCCUCCGCGUUGAUGUAUGUUGACGAUGGGAAGUCGUGCCUGAGUCCCAUUGAUUGCUGAGCUAAAGAUUACGGCAAACAGUUCCGAACAUAAAGUUUCCAUUGCAGGAAUGAGGUUUUAUCACACCUGCAAGCUCCCAGGAAGAAUUAUGGGGAUCCGACUACUUCACUUCUCUUCAGUGGUGAUCCUUUUGUUAUUGCUUGUGGCAGGUGCAUUAACUGCUUUGCUGCCCAAUAUUAAGGAAGACAAAAUGCUCAACCUGAGAAGGGAAAGAAAGUCUCAAAGCCAGAUUGCCUCAGAUUCAUUUACUCUUAUUAUGCAAACAUACAACAGGACUGAUUUACUCUUGAAGCUUUUAAAUCAUUAUCAAGCUAUCCCCCAUUUGCACAAAGUUAUCGUUGUGUGGAAUAAUGUUGGGGAGAAAGCCCCUGAGGAGACCUGGAAUUCCUUGGGACCUCACCCUAUCCCUGUUAUCUUCAAAGUGCAAACUGCAAAUCGCAUGAGGAACAGACUUCAGGUUUUCCCUGAACUGGAUACCAAAGCAGUUUUGAUGAUGGAUGAUGACACCCUAGUUAGUGCUUAUGAUCUCAUUUUCGCUUUCUCCAUUUGGCAGCAAUUUCCAGACGAGAUAGUGGGAUUUGUUCCUAGAAAGCACAUUCCCAGCUCCUCGGGAAUAUACAGCUAUGGGAGCUUUGAGCUGCAGAGCCCUGGCGUUGGCACUGGAGACCAGUACUCCAUGGUUCUAAUAGGAGCAGCAUUCUUCAGCAGUGAAUACCUAGAACUCUUUCAAAAGCAGCCUGAAACUGUGCAUGCUCUGAUUGACGAGACCCAGAAUUGUGAUGAUAUUGCCAUGAAUUUCUUAGUGGCCAAACAUACCGGAAAGCCUUCAGGCAUGUUUGUGAAGCCAGUAGACAUCCGGAAUUUGGAAAAAGAAAGUAACAGUGGCUACUCUGGAAUGUGGCAUCGGGCAGAACAUUUGCUCCAGAGGUCUUACUGCCUAAAUAAAUUGGUUAGUAUCUAUGGCAACAUGCCCUUAAAAUACUCUAACAUUAUGAUUUCUCAGUUUGGUUUUCCUAACUAUGCUAAUCACAAGAAUAAAAUGUAAGGAUGCCCUGGGAAUGAAUGCUUUUAACAUGCUUUUCAGCAGGUUAGAAUGGUAAGCUAAGAAGAGAAGUAGGUAUGCAAGGGGUCUAUAGGUUGCACAAUACUUGGAGCUUUUUUCCAAAAAGGCUCUUUGGGGAUAUGAUAUCUGGGGGAAGCGUUCCAUCUCUGUGCUCAGCAUGCAGAAGCUUCUUGAGUUGGCUUUGUCAUUUAUCACUGUUUCAGUUGCCAAACCACACUUGCACGAGGACAGAAUAUCCCCAAAAUGCAGGUAACUUCACUUGGCCAACAUCACUUAGAAGGCCACAACAAAAGAUGUAUCUCCACCAAGUUUUUUUUACUGGCCCACUUGCCCACAUCUAUCUCUGUUAGUCAUCUGUGAAGCAAAAGAGGAGAAGAACCAAGUCUUAGAACUUCCCUGGCUGGCUGCUUGGAGGCAAUUCUGACUAUCACAAAUGACCAGCGAAUGUGUAAGUCCAUACAUGACACUUCAUUCACAUACUAUAAAUCACUCCAGUGUCAGCACCCCCACCCCCUUUAUUUCACUCAUGGAAGUGUAGAAUGAAAUAAUUUCUACUUUCCUAGCUUGUGUUCAUUUGGCAGUAAAAAUUAUUUAAUUCUCCAAUAAUAAUAAUGAGAAUUAUGGUUAAUAUUAAUUAACGGCAAAAUAUUAAUAUUAGUUUACUUGGGUUGAAAAAAGUUGCUCUCCAUUUCUUUGUAUUCCUGCCUAUAUUGUUGAAAUGAUUUUACUACAUUUCUCAGGCCAAGGAAUACAUAGUGCAAUCCUAAACAGAGUUAUACCAUUCUAAUUCCAUUUACUUCAGUGUACUUGUAAGGGUAUGAUUCUGUUUAGGAUUGCACUGCCGCUGAAUUACGUGAGUUGCUUGAUUCUGGAAUAACUGUAAAACAACUCCAGGUUUGUACAACUUGUAGUUUACUUACAGUUCUUUAGUCUGCAGUGUCCUUGCAGCAGAAGUGCGAGAGCAGGACCAGAAUGCAACUGCCAUCCCCAUCCUAAUAUAGAUGAAUCUUAUUAAGCCAGGCCUCUUUGAGAUUGCCAUAUAGAAAUUGUAAGGCAACACAUGGCACAGCUGGUAUAAAUACAGGUGCAACAAGAAUGAAUGGCAUGGUUCAGCUGUAGCAACAGCCCAUGAUUUCUCAUUACAUGAAUAAAGCUGGGGAAUCUUUCAUGCACCCCUCUCCAUCCAUGGCUCAGUAAUUAGACCUGCAUUUACUUCCAAAUUACCCACUGUGUUUUUCCCCCUCUUCCCUUCAAACCAAGAUUACAAACUAUGGCUUAAUCUUGGCUUGAAAUUCAAAUUUUGGAGGGAAGGGGGGGAAACAAGUAAACCAUCAUUUGUGGUUUGGACAGAACUUCAAACUACAGUUUGCUGUGAAACUAGAAAUCUGUCAUUAUAGAGCUGUGUGUGAGACAGGAAGAGGGGAAGAGACUCCUCUGUUUCUUCCUGUAAUAACAAAACAUGCUAAUGCCCUUCAUAGGAUUCUAGUUUCCAUACUCCUUUUUCUUUUUCUGUAUAUUCAAGAGUUGCAAUCCUUUACUCAGUUGCAUGCACUGCAAGAUCUGGGAUCCAGAGUCCAUACUGUGUAUGUUCCAGGCGUGCACAGCCAUGGUUUCUUUGCUUUUCCACACCAGGAGCCCUCUCCCAAAAAUACUCCACUACAUGUAUAUCUCAUUUGUGAUUAAACCCAAUAUGCUUUUCAGAGGGAACCUGCUGAGUGAAGAAAAAAACAUCCAGUUAUGCUGGUGUGGAUCUUAUGACCAAGAUUAAGCAUGCAUAACAGUGUAGGAUUGCAACCCACAUCUACAGUGUAUCAGCUACACUGGUGACAUGUUACAGUUUAGAAUACUGAAAGGCUAGCAGUGUCUAACCUUGGCUUGCAUAAGAUGCAUCCUUAAAGCAGUACUCGACAUAUCAGCCAUGCAAGCUGCAAAAAUAAGAACUUGUAUCAUGGCAAGCGAUGCAGUACGUGUUGUUCAACUGUGCUUCAUUGUUAGGCAUCACAAGUGUGCAUUUGUUCAGCAGCCUGCAGAUAUCUGAAACUGGUGGCUGAUGGACUGCUGCCUUGAGAAAGUAAAUAAAAGUAAUUAAAAUGCUUGGCUGUAGAAUCUGAGCUCACUACCCUGUAUAUUGAUGUGCCAUAUUUUCUACUUCUAUUCUUUCAACUACAUUUUCUUUCAUGUCUGAAUUUUCUGUUUCUAUUCCUAUAUUCUGUUCAAUAUAUAAGCCAGGAAGACACUACUGUGUCAGAAAUAUUUGUUGUACAGUGCAACAACAAUUGCAGAUGUAUUUGUGUAGGUCUGUUGUAUUUGAUAGCAGAAUGUAUAUUUUUGUUCAGAUCCAGUGUGUUCAGUUCUUUUAUAUCAAUAUGCCAUUAUUUGUUCUGUUUCUUCAUCCUUAUACACUACUAAUAAAAAUGUGUAAUGAUGAC